Tetrahymena thermophila SB210 is the source of this 558-nucleotide messenger RNA. RefSeq lists its product as hypothetical. NCBI's taxonomy places the organism in Eukaryota, Ciliophora, Oligohymenophorea, Hymenostomatida, Tetrahymenidae. The record is from RefSeq and is a predicted model, not a curated record. The transcript is spliced from 2 exons.
AUGAAGUAAACAUCAUUUGUGAUAGCCAUCUUCGCACUCUUAUUAGUAUUUGCGUAAGCAAAAAGACAUCAUGUAAAAUCAUCUGAUAAAUAAUAGUAUUUGAAAGAGAGUGCAAAUUAAGAUGAUAUAGCCAGAUAAAUAUUUAAAGGAAUAGCUAAAUCCUUUAAUGUAGAGCUAAGCUUAAGCAAUUACUAAUCAAUUACUUAUGAAAACUUGUAAAUAGACAAUCUUGAAAAAGCUUUAAAUAAUUUUGGAGCUGUUUAAAUCGAUUAAAGCUAUCUGAAAGAAACAAUUAAAAGUAUUCAAGAUAUUUUCAUCAAAUUUAGAAAUGCCAUUCCUCAAACUGAAUAGACUGAUAAAAUAAUAAAUUCCUUUUUAAGAGUGUUUGCUGAUGAAUAAACAUUUAAUUCAAUUAAAAUUAAACUCUAUGAAGACAAGGGUAUUGAUUGCUAACUUUAUUUGUGGGGAGCUCUUGAUUACAUUAUAUUUGACAAAUACCAAGUUGUAGGUGAGACUUUGGGCAGAGUGAUUUAUCUAAUGAAUUAAUAUAUUGAAUGA